Molecule: messenger RNA, 931 nt
Organism: Talaromyces stipitatus ATCC 10500
Lineage: Eukaryota; Fungi; Ascomycota; Eurotiomycetes; Eurotiales; Trichocomaceae
Exons: 2
Coding region: 35-931 (298 amino acids)
Source: RefSeq, a predicted model, not a curated record
GACAACUUCAGGACAUCUCAUCGUGGCGACAAGCAUGUCUCGUCUAAGUUCAGAUUUUCGUCUGAAUUCAGAUAUACUGUAUUCUGAAUUUCUCAGUUCAGAUAUCAUAACACUGGCCACAGAGAAUUCAGAACGAACAUUCAAGAUCCACAGAGCUUUACUUGAAUCGAAGACCAAAGGGGUUUUUGGCAGGCUAGAUAAAUUUAAGGAAGGUACAGAAAACAUAUAUCGUUUCCAGGACACUUCCGACAACACACUUUUGCGUUUUAUAGAAUGGGCAUACAGAGGCGACUAUCCCGAAAACAUCGCGAAACCCAGCUUAGCAAGUACCAAUCCCACGCUAGCAUCAUCCAGUUCCGAUAAUGAUACAACGACUGCCGAAGAUCCGUUGAGCUGCCAUAUACAGGUGUACAUUUUCGCUCAUGUGUAUGGAAUAUCGCGUCUUGGAUUAGUGGCGUAUGACCGUAUCACAGACCGCCUUAGAGCAAUAAAUAAACCAAAAGAUGGAAAGGUGAAACUGCAGGUAAUAUCUCUAAUGGAUCUUGCUUUCAAAAAGAUCCAUCGAGGUGACAGACUCUUGACCUGGCUGGGAAAUUAUGCAUCAUUCUGUCUGAGCGAGCUGAGAGUAGUAAGCGAAUUUCAGAAAGUGGUGGAAGAAGCACCAUCUCUCAGCCUAGCUAUGUUGAAGUAUAACAAUCCUGCUUCAGUUGCACCUUGGUCCCCGGAUCCUGGACCCAACAGUUUUUCUGGAUUCGGCAGUUUUUCUGCAUCUAACGGGCUUUCCUCGCUCAGCAGUUCUUCAGCCUCGACAACUCUACUGCAAAAUCGGAAUCUUUUCGGCAGACCAGUAUCACCAGCUCCACCAGCUCCACCAGGAUCUAUUUUUGGGCCUCCAGCAUUCGGAGGAAGCGGCCCUGGCCUUCAACAGUAA